GAAAUGGCACACAAUGGACAACGCGGAGACUCUUAUGCUCGAAUGCGUCAGACAGUAUCUGCAGAACGGCGGCAGAGACCGGUUCUUUGGCCUCCCCAUGACCCUGUUCCCUCGACACCCCAUGUGCAUGUCCAUUGGACAUCUCCACCACGGCAGGCAGAUGCGCACCGGGUUCACUACACUGACUCCAUCGACCAUGGCCGACUACGACGAGUCACUCAACAACAUUUGCUUCGAGUCGCAACUCUCAAAUUUCGCCAAGUUCAACUACCUAGAAGACCUAUACGAGGAAAUGCUCGCCGACGCGCUUAAGUUGAGGACGUCCACUGAGUACUUUCACGUACCGAACGAAUGCGAGCGGUUCAAUGUCGGUGAGAUGCUCGAAUGGAGCAUGUUCAGGAAGAGAGAAUUUGACGGGGACAGCGACAGUGAUGAAGAUUCCGAGUGUGAGUCGGACAACGAGCUCGAAGAAGGGGACAUUUGACGGGAAACAUGCGGUGAUGUGUGGAGUUGUCGAUAUUCAAUGUGGCGUGGGAACAGUAAAGGGACGAGACACCAAAGUAUUGUGCAGCACAUGGUACAAUGCACGGUGGAUGUAGAGGUGGAAGAGACGAGGGAAUGCAUGGUCAUCAUAUCCGUGUCUCG
Messenger RNA from Zymoseptoria tritici IPO323, 645 nucleotides. RefSeq lists its product as uncharacterized. The record is from RefSeq and is a predicted model, not a curated record. NCBI's taxonomy places the organism in Eukaryota, Fungi, Ascomycota, Dothideomycetes, Mycosphaerellales, Mycosphaerellaceae. The coding region runs from base 14 to 484 and encodes 156 amino acids. The transcript has a single exon.